CAUACGCGGAACACGAACAGUUAUAAAGUUCAGUGGCUGUUUUGAACAUAGUUUUCAGUUUCACUGAAAUUAUUUGCGUGAUUAUAAAAGUCGAAAUGACGAACAAGAGCACUGUCCCCUCUCAGGUCGUCUGGAGAGUUUGUAAUUUAUUCAUGUCUCUGUUUUUCGCUUUGGCAUCUUACGUGCAGAUAAAUGAUCCAGACGCUGUUUUGUGGAUGAUUGCGUAUGCUGUUCCAGCUGGAUUGUGUUUUUCGAUUUGCUGUCGGCAACAAAUAACAGAGACAUUAUUGUGGAGGAGAAUUGCUGAUCUUCAUGUGCUCGUAGCCUCGACAUUUGUGUUCAUACUGGGCUGGAAUCUUUAUAAAGAGAAGAUUACAAACAUCUUCCAGCAGGAGGAAGGAAGGGAGUUCUCUGGACUUCUGCUUACUGUUUUCUGGUUGCUGCUGUGUAGACACUCAGGAAGGGGUGCUGUUGGCUCUUUCAGGCUGUGGACAGCUGUGGGAAUCACUGUAUUUCCAUUCAUCACAUGGAUUUAUUACUACAUCAACACCGAGCAGAGAUCACACUGGCCUGAACACUGUACAACUGCUAUUUAAACACAAACAAAUCACAUUUAAUAUAUACAAUAUAAAUAAAAACACCUGAACACUAUAUUAGCACACGCAUUUCUCGCUGUCAUGAACUAAUAGAUUCAGAUUCAAUUGAGACUCUGCUGUCAGGUCAUCUGUUAAUGUCAAGCAAUGAAAACAAUGUUUUUGUGCUCUCAUCCACAGCCUCUUUAUUCACAUCAAUCACACGUUGAAGGUUCAUAGAUUCGUCAAGGAACAAUUAAAUGUAGGGUGGUUGGUCACUGUAGCUGUCAGAGAACAGAAGACAAUAAGGGUGUUUACCUGUACACAACAGCAGGUAUUAAUGGGCACUUCCAUUCACAUGUCAAUCUUGCCAUCAAAAAGAACAUUUUCAUCAUUUUAUAAAGGGUUUUCUACACACUCAUAUAAUGUACUGAUAUAAAUAACUAUUUGAGGUCUCUCUUCAUUUUUUUAAGCGUUUUCUUUCUUUUUAAAGCAUGAGUUUUCAAAGUCAAGUAAGUGGCACUUUUAGAAUGGUUACAUCAAUAGCAGUCCAUGUACUUCAUGAAUGGGCUCAUGACGUUCUAAUUAUAGUAACUCAUGGUCUAUGAGGAGACACCUCUUGACCAUUUGUUGGAUAUUAUUGCUUCUGAUUUGAGCAUCUUAGUAUCCUCUCUCAAAAACAGGUUUCCUUUUUUUUAAAUAGAAAGCCUGUGUAAAGAGUGAUAUUAUUCUGAUGUCUGGACCCUGUCUGCAGGAGUUUAGUAAAAAGAUAGAUGAUAUAUUGUUAAUAAAUUCUGUGAGAAUUUUAAAAAUGUCAACCCAAAAUACUUGAACUGCCCUAGAA
This is a messenger RNA of Triplophysa dalaica, 1416 nucleotides long. RefSeq names its product transmembrane protein 220 (gene tmem220). Bases 96 to 596 code for a protein of 166 amino acids. NCBI's taxonomy places the organism in Eukaryota, Metazoa, Chordata, Actinopteri, Cypriniformes, Nemacheilidae. The transcript is spliced from 6 exons. The record is from RefSeq and is a predicted model, not a curated record.